AUGCGAGUUGUGUACAUGCCCAGUCCUCCAAUUCCUGGAACUAUUGCCUUGACAAUUCCAUUAAAAAACUUGCUAAAUGGAAAACUAGUCCGGCCUUGGAUAGGAUCAAACAGUUAUCAAGGCUUAGUUCCGAAUGGCGGACUGAAUGAUGAAGGAUCAAUUAAACUUUACUUUGAAAAGGGCGGUGGAUUUGAAUUUUCGUCUGCAUAUACCAUGCUACGGUCACGGAUUGCUGAAGACGUUGCGCCAUUUGAAGAACCAUUACCAUUAUAUUCCACUGAACAUGGCGUGUCUGGUCCUACAUACGCUCCUAGUGGUUCAUCCAGUCAGCCAAAUGAAGGUGCAUUUCUCUAUACAACGCCUACGUCCGGUAUUCCAGCCGCCAAACCAUACCAGCAAUCUGAACAGCUUCCUGCAUUUCAACAAAAUCCUUUGCGACCAGACCAGGAAAACUAUGAUCGUAAAUCAUAA
This is a messenger RNA of Batrachochytrium dendrobatidis JAM81, 471 nucleotides long. RefSeq lists its product as uncharacterized. The transcript is spliced from 3 exons. The coding region runs from base 1 to 471 and encodes 156 amino acids. The record is from RefSeq and is a predicted model, not a curated record. Lineage: Eukaryota; Fungi; Chytridiomycota; Chytridiomycetes; Rhizophydiales.